This is a messenger RNA of Helicoverpa armigera (cotton bollworm), 1134 nucleotides long. RefSeq lists its product as uncharacterized. The record is from RefSeq and is a predicted model, not a curated record. Gene Ontology annotation, cellular component: endomembrane system. Gene Ontology annotation, biological process: vacuolar proton-transporting V-type ATPase complex assembly. Lineage: Eukaryota; Metazoa; Arthropoda; Insecta; Lepidoptera; Noctuidae.
AUGGAUUCCAUAGGAUCCCUUGUUGAUACCAAACUUAAGAUCUUCCCAUCCACAAAUUUAUUAAAUUAUCUUAACACUAUAUCUAUUGAUGAUAAAACACCAAUAAAUAUUGCAAGACUGGUUAAAGGAAAAGAAUAUGAAGGAAACCACAAAACAACCAAAGAAGAUACAAAUAAGACUCCAGUACAUCUCAAUACCAAUGAUAUUGAAAAUCUAAAUAAAAUCAAAGCUAUUGUUGAGGCAAAAAAUGACACACAUACAGAAGAAUCAGAUGAAAACUCCUCUAAAUAUGAUGUUAUUGAAGAAGAGAAAACUGAGAAGGACACUUCCCAAGAGGAGAGUUCAGAAAAAAAUAAAAAGAAUGAAACUUCCAAAAAGACAGAGCCUGAUGAUAAAUCUGUAGACAAGCAGAAGCUUAAUAAAGAGGAUCCCGAACAAGAAGCUGAAUUGUAUAUAACUACUGCUGAUGUAGACUGGUUGUAAUGCACACCUCCAGCAAAAAGGAAAUCAAAUGUAGAUGGUGACAAAACUGUACCAUACUUACAUGUUUUAUUAGAAGGAGCUUCCAUUGAAACUCCUGAAAACCAAGUACUUAAAAGAGAUCCCGUUCUUGAGGCAAGGUGCGUGAAAUUAAGGGCUCAACAGGAGGCGAGGGAUUAUCGAAAGAUGACAAAAUCUGUUGAUAAUGAGAAUGAGGUUCCCGAAGAUAGUAUUUCUUAUCAAUUGAAACAAAUGAAUCGCCAACUAAUAGCAAUUGGACAGUUCAUCAUUUCAAUAUUUGCUGGAUUUCUCUUUGGAUUCAGAGGAGUUGAGUGGUUGGUCGGCAAUCUGGACUUUGGUUUUAGGCUAUUACUAGGCGUUAUGUGCGCCUUGGUAAUUGCUCUCGCAGAAAUAUACUUCUUAGCUAAAAAAUUAAAUGAAGAAUUGAAUAUACCAGAAACUGUUCAAUUAGGUGGUCCACCUAAGUUUGCAGAUCAACCACAAUAUUAUGUGCCAAAACCAUCUAAUAGCGUGGCAAAUAAGGAGCACCAGGAUUAGACUAUGAUUUGUUUUAAGUACAAUAAAUAUUAAUAUUAUAUAUCAUUGAGUACAUGUUAUAUAGGUUCAAAUGUGUUAUAAACUUUUUAUUUAUUA